Molecule: messenger RNA, 531 nt
Organism: Amoebophrya sp. A25
Lineage: Eukaryota; Dinophyceae; Syndiniales; Amoebophryaceae
Source: the annotation of a GenBank genome assembly
AUGAAGACUCCGUGGACUCGUCUGACGCCUGGCUCUAAGGCGUGCCGCAUUCAGACGAGUUUGCGCAUUCCAAGUGAGACCGUCGGCGUAGAAACAGCCAAGGACGCGAUCCUUACGUUCUGCGAAGAACGUCCCGACCUCCAAGAAUCUACUACCUUCGAGACUUGCUCCAACUUUGAUGCGGUCGCGGUGUUGAGAGGACCGGGCUGCGAGCAAAUCGACUCAUUUAUCAAAAUGGGUCGAAUUGACAAGCAGAGCCAAGGCCUCAUCGAUAAGUCUGUCGACGUGACCCUCAUGACGCCGGAUGAGAUCACGGAAUACAUUCUGGUACUAAUCGUCUACAACUUACUGUCAAUUUAACAUGAUGACGCUGUAGAUUCAUACCCAACUAGGUUUGCUUCUGAUCUUGUGUCUAGUUUUCCAAUAAAGGCAUGAAGUCUCCAUCUCGCCUUUCUGUCAUAAGCAUUCGCCUCCAACUCCACUCUCCAGCCCGCUUUCGAGAAUAAGGACAACCACCAGCCAAACUUGCAC